ACCGGAACGUCGACAACCAAAGACACGGCCCUGGAGUUACCAGCGAACUACAGAGGUAGCAUGACCGUCAACGUCUCCAUUUCUUUACGAUGGAUUUUAAUAGGUUCUGUUUUAACAACAUUCAUCUUGUUAGCCUUCGCUUCAAUGUACAGAACCAAAUGGCGGUAUCUCCGUUUCCAAAAUAUUUACGAAUACCGUCCAUACUCUACAAUUCAAACAAGGGCAAUGGAAAGAAUGAAUUGGUAUCUUGAACUCACCGAUUUUGAAGAUUUCUUUUCAUUAGUGAAUAUUUCGACAUCAGUGGUUAGUACGCGGAAGACUGAGUACAGAGUUGGAGAUGAAAUCAAAGUUGAUAUAGUGCUGUACAAUGGAAGAGGAGAGCGUUCUACGGUAGGGGGUGACAUGCUCAGAGUCUGGCUCCGGGAACGCUCCCUAGGUGCCUCCGUGUCAGGGUAUGUGAUAGACCACAACAAUGGGUCAUACACCGGCAUUAUCAAAACUUUGUGGGCGGGGAAUCCAGAACUGAUGUUUUCUAUCGGAAAUACAAAAGAGCAUAUUGGAAUUUACAUGAAUAUUGUUCAGAAAUAUGGAUUGAUAUCAUUCCUAAGAGCAGGAUUUAAAAGAAAUAACAUGACCGAGUCCACUUUGUGUAGUGUUGUACCAAAUAUUCCCGGUGUGAAGGAGUACUGCGACUUCACAACCCAGAACUUCAACAUGUCCUUUUUCUGUGGCAAACCAAAAUCAAUGACUUGUGAGGACUGGUCGGUUUAUGAGAGAACUAGUAAUCACUCAUGCAACAAGAAACAUGAAUCAUUAUUUCUACAAUAUAGAUAUUUCAAGAAAAGUGUAUCCGUGCUCAAGGUAUUGUCGAAUAUUGGCUCUGUACGAGAUCCUCAAGUACCAUGCCGUGACGUCAGCAGCACGGUCACGUGGUAUACAAACAACCCAACAGGCUACUUCUACAAGCGUCAAUGGAAGUCUUUAAUUUGUAAGUCCUCGCUCGAGUGGAAGUACAAUACCUACCUGAAGUGCCUGAAGAACCGUCCCGUACUAAUGACGGGAGAUUCUACCACACGGAACUGGUUCACGCCUUUAUCCCGAUUGUUACGACUACACAUAAUGAUUGGCGAACAUGAGAUAAAAGACAAAGCCUGGCAGAAAUUCGCUCAAGCUGAGAAUAAAUAUAAAGGAUUAUCUCUGUAUUGGACGCCGCAUGAAAUUCCAUUUUUCAGUCAUGAACAAAACAAAAACAAUUUUCGAUCAGUAGCAUCAAGAAUAGACGAAUUGCCCGGAAAUAAAAGCGCCAUUGUUAUAUUGCAUUGGUUCGGUCAUUUAACAAGAACAACUCACCAACAGUAUAGGGACCAUAUACGGAGUGCUAAGAAAGCUUUGCAUCGACUUUUAAGGCGUUCGCCAAACUCAAGCAUUUUUAUUAAGGGUCCUCACUCCUUCACGUAUCGCAUCUUCCUAGAACCGUUCGAUUACAUAAGUAGAGUUUAUCAACAGAUAUUGUAUGAGGAGUUCCGGGAUUUACAAGACAAAGUAUAUUAUAUAGACCAAUGGGACGCCACUGUAGGCAAUGAAAAUGUAGGCAUACACCCUGUUUACCCUUAUUUUAACCAGAUGAUGUUAAAUUUCGUCCUUUCAUUUAUUUGUUAAAUAUGAUGUAAUGAACCGUCAUGUAAAAUAUACCUUAUGUUACACCUUGAUGCUGAGGGUACACUUUCUUAUGUAAUAGCUAAUUAACCAUGUCUCCACCAUAUUAACAAAUAAAUGCUUUUAAUUUUCUCCUUCUCCUCUUACAUAUGUGCCUGUAUUAACAGUAAAACAUCGACACUCCCUGAUUGAGCAUAGUCAACAAAUAAAUAAGUCUGCAUCA
Molecule: messenger RNA, 1879 nt
Organism: Pecten maximus
Lineage: Eukaryota; Metazoa; Mollusca; Bivalvia; Pectinida; Pectinidae
Product: NXPE family member 3-like
Exons: 4
Coding region: 61-1659 (532 amino acids)
Source: RefSeq, a predicted model, not a curated record